ACGAGGGGCUGUGGCUGCCCCGUGGCUCAGGGAUGUUCCCUUGUCGCUGCCACCCUCCGGAGGUGGCUGGGAGGGACUCCCCAGCAGCCCCUCAGCUGCCUCGGAUGCCUCAGGGGAGCCCCAGCCUGGUUCUCUUCUGUUUUGGGCAGUUUUCUUCCCUGUGUUUGUGUCCAGGUGCUCAGCACCCCUCACUGCCCCCCAGACCCCCUGGGAUCUGCUGAUGCCUCUGCUGUCCCGUUAAAGUGCACCCCCUCCUGAGACUCCAGGGACGGAAUCUCUGUGCACCGAGCACGGGUUCCAGCACAUUCUAGCACUGAGAUUCUAGCACAUUCUAGCAUCUCUGUGCACCGAGCACGGGUUCCAGCACAUUCCAGCACGUUCCAACACGCAGCCUGCUCCAGCCGCUGUUCAAGGGACAGGAAGCGCCAUUAUUUCUCUUUGUUAUUUCUCUUUAUUCUUCCCCAUAACUGUGCUUCCAAAGGCCUUUUUCUCCACAAGGAGCAUGAUGCUGACGUUCCUAAGGAAUGCUUUUCCACCUUCCCCCACAGAGGCAGGUGGCUCGUCCACCUGCUGUGGUCAUGUACCCAGCUGUGUGUCCCGUUGGUGGCAUUUUGUCCCUUUUCUUGGGCUUGUACCGAGUUUGUGUGGCAAACAAACUGCCCCCACGCCCAGGAGAGCCAGAGGCAGCUGGCUCCAGCAGGGACCUGCUGCUGGCCCAGGCAGGGCCCCGGGGACGGCAGCAGCUCCUCAGGUGUUAUUGUGCAUUAGCGGGGAUAAUGUGUUUAGGGAGGGGAAAAGAGUCCUUGUGUGCUGGGAACUGCAGCCGGAGAGGAAUGACAGCGUGAGAGAGCCGCCCCCUGCAGCCCCCCGGGCCACCAGGAGGGGCGAGAGGAGGCGAUCCGAGAGCUGCAGCAGGGAUUCCCCACAGCCUGUGGGGGCCCGGGGCUGGCAGAGACCCCCCCAGAGCCUGGGGAGCCCCCCGUGGCAGCAGAGACCCCCCUGCAGGACCUGGGGGAGCCCAUGCAGGGCAGGUGGGUGCCCAGAGGGGUCUGUGACGCCCUGGGAAGCCCCACGGGAGCAGGGUCCUGGCAGGGAGCCGUGGGGAGAGGAGCCCGUGCAGGAGCAGGGUCCUGGCAGGGAGCUGUGGGGAGAGGAGCCCGUGCAGGAGCAGGGUCCUGGCAGGAGCCGUGACCCUGUGGGUGCCUCAGGCUGGAGCAGCCCCUGGGGGACUGUCGCCAUGGAGGGGACACACAGAGGAGCAGUUUGUGCGGGCACAGCCCGCGGGAAAUGCCGGCUGCAGAGGGCUGUCUGCCUCCCACUCUGGGCAGGCAGGGAUAAUCACACAUCCCCCGAGCACACAGACACAGCUCUCUCCCGGGAUUUUCCCGGGAAGCUGCGAGAAGCUGUGAGACAGCUCAGAGACAAGAACGAGAAACAAUUCUGCUGCCCACUUGCUGCUGCUGCUGCUGUGCCCGUGUGGAACGUGCUGUGGAGGUUGCUUUACCAAAGGGUGGCUUGCUGACCGGACUCUGGCGAUGGAGCUUGGAUUCGCUGGGUCGAAUUCCACGUCCCGGGUGCCUUGGGCUGCGUGCCAGGGGCUCGGAGCCCCCUGCCCGGGGCGGGAGCCCAGAGGCACGUCCUGGGUCCCGCCGUGGCUGAUCAGCUGCUGCAGUGGUGGCCCAGUGCCCGUCGCUCCCGGCAGGGACUGCAGCACCUCUGCCCUCCCUCAGGAGCAGAAACCCGAGGGUCGCCCCAGCCCUGUGCCCCUGCACCCCCGGGAGGGAGGAGCUGGAGAGCAGGGAGCAAAGCUGAGCCUGGGGGGCAGGGAGGGGCGAGGGGAACCAAACCCAGUCCUUCUGGGAUUCAUUUUCCUUCUUGUUGCCCCGCUCUGACACGAUUGGUAAUAAAUUAAACUGAUUUUCCCGAAUCGAGUCUGCUUUGAAAAUCCUCACGGGGCUUUGGGGCUCAGGGAGCGAUGCCGGGUUUAAAUCUGAGAUUAAAAUCUGAGUUUAAAUCUGAGAUUAAAAUUCCCCAAUCCAAAGGGUCCUUGGCUGGCUGUGACCUGGGGAGAUCCGACAGUUUUACUGCUCGAGCUGGAAUUUUCCCCAUCC
Molecule: messenger RNA, 2111 nt
Organism: Motacilla alba alba
Lineage: Eukaryota; Metazoa; Chordata; Aves; Passeriformes; Motacillidae
Exons: 2
Coding region: 503-1522 (339 amino acids)
Source: RefSeq, a predicted model, not a curated record